Molecule: messenger RNA, 2144 nt
Organism: Notodromas monacha
Lineage: Eukaryota; Metazoa; Arthropoda; Ostracoda; Podocopida; Cyprididae
Source: the annotation of a GenBank genome assembly
GUAGGAUUGUGAUACAUUGAACCAUGAAGACUGUGAAGGUUGAAAAUUGGCCGAUUUUUUUCCUUCAACGUUUGCAUGCAAUGCACCAAGCUGGAGUGAAAUGCGACACAAUCCUACGGUUUGCGAAUGAGCCAGACACUGUUUGCCUGAAGGUGCACGGUAUGGUAUUGAAUUCGUGUUCCAGAUUUUUCGAGCUACUUCCGAGGAACCGUUCCGGCGCGCUUCAAGUCUUGACCCUUCCUUGUGGCGUUGGGUAUAAAGAGAUGGAAUCAGUUGUCAACUUUUUGUAUACCGGUUUACUGGAAUUUCAAGAUGAUAAUGCUCUCCAAGUAUAUCGCCUGUGCCAGCGGUUACAAGUUGACAUUCUGGUGAAGCUGCUUGCUGUUCGUUUCAAGGGAGCGCAGGACAUGAAUCCGGAUGAUCUCACGUUGCGUUCUGAUAAAGUUGAAUUUAAAGAGACUCCUCGUCGUGGAGACUCGCAAAUCGUGCUUGAAACGGAUGGCGAUAAUGACAAUCAAAUGGACGAAGAAGAAUGCUACGAUGAUGAUGGAGUGGAUGAUGUCAAGUUUUCACAAACAAUGCUGUCAUUUAAGAGCGAUCGUCAGAUUAACAGGGGACACAAAGUUGUUGACUCAAUAACUUUGGAUCAUCAGUCAAGAGCAGCCAGGAGAACAACUUUGAUGGCAGAUCCAUCAUUAAUGGAUUUUGAUCUUCAUCGUAAGCGUCCACAUUCGAAACGCGCGAAGGUUGAAACAGGUGCAUCAGCAACCAUGGAAGGAAUCGAUAUCAGUGAAGAGAUGGUUUCUGAAGUUAUCGGUCGAAUUCCAAAACUGCGCGAUGCUACUUCAGGCGGAAGAAAUGUUAGAAUUGUCAAGAAAACUGUGGGAAGGGAAGAGCUUAUCCGCAUGCAAAGGAAAAGAAGCAAUGACGAUGGAAAAAGACUGGCUACGUUGGUACUCAAAACUAUCGAGACGAGAAGAGUCGAGCCUGCGAAAACAUCAGCUGUUUUAACGGCAGUUCCCGAACAGCCUAACAUGGCAGCCUCUCCGCGGUAUUCUGACUGGAAUUGCAACCUUUGCCAAGAUAUUGGUCGCACUCAUAAAUUCAAGUCCCUCCCGCUUCUGACUGAACAUUAUGCUACGGUCCACGACAUUGAUAUUUUUGUUGUGUGUAAAACCUGUGGACAAGAUGCCCCCCGUCGACUUCUCAGUUCGACUGCCUCGUUUGUAACGUACUCAUCAGUUAUGCCUAAUCCUGGCACCCAUAUCCGUUGUUUUACUUGUCAUUAUAUGGUGGUGAUGACCCCAAAAGAGAAUACAGAAGAGAAGGAGGAAGACUCCGAAACGAAGCCAAUCCCCAAGCCUGAUAAGGCGAAGCCUCUGCAGUGCAAAGACUGCAAACUAACUUUUCGAACAGCAUACAAUUUGUCAAUGCACCAAAAGGCCCGGCAUCCACGAGCGGCGGCAAAACAUUCAGGAUUGGGGGAUGAAGUGAGCGCCGAAGGGAUUCCUUUUGAUCAGAUUGCGCUUAAAGCCCCAGACGGUACUAUCAUUGAAUUGGCGAGAACUGUGGAUGGUGAGCCGAUAAUUAUUUCUGAAGCUGAACUUGCGGAACAAAUCUUGGGAGAAUUCACAUAUGUUCCCGAGGGAGUCGCCACUGCGGAAAACGGGGAAGAGCAAUACGUGUACGUUCCAGUUCCAAUCCAUGGGGAAGCAGCAGAUGCUGUGCUGUGCCUUGAAUUCCCAGAUGAUGCUGUGGUCGAACAAGUUGAUCUCACGGCCGAAGAAUUCAAGCCUCCCGUUCCUGCAGAAGACUUCCCCGAACCUUUCGAUGAAGAAGAGCCUCAAGAAAUAAUUGCUGAAGAUGUCAAAGAAACGUUGGAGGAGAUAGUGUCAUCAGAAGCGGUUCCCGAGGAAAGCAAACCAGACCUGGAAACAUCAUCCUCCGAAAAUCUGCCUUCGGCAGAAAUCCCCAAGAUGGAUAUCAUAUCUGAGCCUGAAGAACUUCCAUCUGAUGCUGCGGAACCCGUGGAAUGUACUGAAGUUGUUGAUGGUGGAGACAGCAAUAGUGUAGGCCCUGUUAUUGAAGGAGAUCUAACGGGCGAAUUGAAGGCGGUGGUUGAUCCUCCAUCCGAAGCAUCAUGA